GUUAUCGUUUCUCGCCUCUUCAGUCAGCCGGGUAUUGCACUGCCGCAAAUUUUGGUUAAACAUUUAUGCAGUCCUUGAUCAUGAAGAGCUCGAAGGAAGCCAUGCAAGCCGCUGCUAAGGAAUUCCUCCACUUCGUCAACCGAGGAGUCUCGCCGUAUCACGCGGUGGAGGAGUGUAAAAGUCGCUUGCUGCAAAAUGGCUUCACUGAGCUGAAGGAGUCAGAGCAGUGGGACAUCAAGCCCUCCAGCAAGUAUUUUGUGACUCGGAACUACUCAACCAUAGUUGCCUUUGCUGUUGGCGGCCUUUACAAACAAGGGAAUGGCUUCUCCAUGAUCGGAGCGCACACUGACAGUCCCUGUCUGCGGGUAAAGCCUCGCUCCAAGAAGACUAGGCAGGGUAUCCUGCAGGUGGGGGUGGAGUGCUAUGGAGGAGGGAUCUGGAACACUUGGUUUGACCGUGAUUUGACCAUUGCCGGUCGUGUCAUGGUUAAGAGUGGAGAGAAGCUGCAGCAUAAACUGGUUCACGUGCAACGCCCUAUGCUCAGAAUCCCACACCUGGCGAUUCACCUGCAGAGAGACAUCAACGACUCGUUUGGCCCGAACAAGGAGAACCACCUAGUGCCUAUCCUGGCCACUGCAGUGCGGGAAGAGUUGGAGACAGGGAGCAGUUCCUCCGGAGAUGCCUGUCAGGCUACCACUACUGCGGAGAAGCACCACCCUGCUCUGAUUCGGGUGCUGUGUGGAGAACUGGGGGUGGAGUCGGAGGCUCUGUUGGACUUUGAGCUGUGUCUGGCAGACACACAGCCCGGGGCACUUGGAGGUGUGUAUGAGGAGUUUAUCUUCUCCCCGCGUUUGGAUAAUCUGCACAGCUGCUACUGUGCUCUGACUGCUCUCAUAGAGUCCAGUUCUCCUGACUCUCUGAGCAAAGACCCAAACAUCCGUAUGGUGACCCUCUACGACAAUGAGGAGGUCGGAUCUGAGAGUGCCCAGGGGGCGCAGUCUAACCUAACGGAGCUGAUUUUGCGUCGCCUGGCGUCCACUCCGCAGAACCUGACUGCCUUUGAACAGGCCAUGCCUCUGUCCUACAUGAUCAGCGCUGAUAUGGCCCAUGCCCUGCACCCCAACUACCAAGAGAAACAUGAGGAGAAUCACAGACCUGCUUUCCAUAAGGGCCCGGUCAUUAAGUUUAACAGUAACCAGCGAUAUGCCACCACCGCCGUGACUGCCGCCAUCUUACGGGAGAUCGCUAAGAAGGUGGACGUACCUCUCCAGGACGUGAUGGUGAGGAACGACAGUCCGUGCGGAACCACAAUCGGGCCGAUUUUGGCGGCUCGGCUGGGAAUGCCGGUGCUGGACAUCGGAGCUCCUCAGCUGGCCAUGCACUCCAUCAGAGAGAUGUGCUGCACCUCCAGUGUGCUCCAGACCACCAACCUCUUCAAGGGAUUUUUCGAACACUUCCCCUCUGUGAUGAGCACGGUGACUGUAGACUAGAGGGGAGCAUCGUACCAAGGCUCAGAGAUGGAUAUAUGGAUGGAGGGAGGGAGGGGAGACAAUCCCCACCUCACGCCGAAAAAGAGCACAAACUGUUCCCCUUUUCUACUCUCACGCGCACAGUGGUUGGGGUUCUGAUGUGUGCUCACUCUCUCC
Messenger RNA from Chanos chanos (milkfish), 1646 nucleotides. RefSeq names its product aspartyl aminopeptidase (gene dnpep). Lineage: Eukaryota; Metazoa; Chordata; Actinopteri; Gonorynchiformes; Chanidae. Gene Ontology annotation, biological process: proteolysis. Gene Ontology annotation, molecular function: aminopeptidase activity; zinc ion binding. The transcript has 15 exons. The coding region runs from base 66 to 1490 and encodes 474 amino acids. The record is from RefSeq and is a predicted model, not a curated record.